UCCUUAAUACACUUGCGCGCUACGAGGCCUGCACAUAUUGAAUUAAUUUACAUUACAUACAUACAGCAUCAUACAUACACAUCUACAUCCACUUGUCUUUAAGACAUGCGAAGGCUUGGCAAGUGAUAUAGGAAACGGGAAAACACAUUCGCACAUAACACUGUAUAACACACAUUCGCUUCACACUUCUAUACGCUCUAAUCUUCAUUUCUAUUCUACCUUGAGUAGCGAAUGCAUCCAUCAUGUUUAUCCUGACAAGAUUUAUUCUACUUAUAGCUUAUUGCACUGCUCUGGCACUGGGUAAAUGUGAUACUAAAGAGCCCAAAGAUAUUUUGAAAAGACUGAAAGAAAUGACAAAGGUGCCUCCAAAAUUCGAUCUCUCUGAUAUGGAACUGUUGCUUGACAAUCCGUUUUAUCGAGACCUUCUGGAAUGUCCACUAAGUGAAGCCAAGCCUCUCUACAAGUCAUAUGAGGAAGCUAUGAAAAAUGCUCUUCAACAUUAUGAAAAUGAAUGCCCAAAUUUCUCAACUAAAAUGAAAGAAAUUCAAAUCUGUCGUACAAAAUUAGUUCCUACCAAAUUAUUUACCAAUGGCAUAGAAGAAUUUUGUAGCGAAUAUGAUCAUUGUGCACAAAUUUACAACAAUACAUGUUCCGGAUUGAAAAAUCUUCCUCUAGGAUACUUUUCGGGUGUUGCAGCAACUGAAGUAUGUAAACUAGAAUGUAAAACCAAAGGUGAACUACUGAAUCAGAUGAGCAACUGUUGGGGCUUUUUGCAAGCUCUUACUAGUAAUACAAAGCUUAGUACUACUGAUAAAAGUCGGAAUUAUGAUACAUUUUACCAAUGUAUUUCAUCUAAACCAAGACCAGACUGUUUGAUAACACAAAGCCAGGCAUUAAAGAUUUUUCCUCUUUUUAGCCAUGAGAAUACUCUCAAAAACAUUAGUGGUAAUAAACCAGCAGCUGAGGACUGUAUUACUAAGUGGAGGAUAUUAGAAAAUUUGGAAAUGUGGACAGAUGAAAUAUGCAACCAAAUCAUGGAGUCCAAAGAUUGCAUUCUAAAACAUUUAAAGGAUGAGAAGAAAAUAAUGAACACAAUACAUUGUAAAUGUUAUCCUGCAAAUAACGACUUCCCUAAGUUUGAUCUUAUGGAUCCUGAUCACAAAAUAAAAGUCAUAUCAUCAUCAAGUCCUGCAGCAUUUGAUGGGAAAAUGGUCAGCCGGCUCUACUCUGUUACAUUGUUAUUGGUUACCAGAUUCUCAAUACAACUGUGAACAAGUCUCCUUUAGAACCUUGGUGCUUUAAUGGCAGUGUCUGCGUAUGUAUACCUGUGCACGACGAGAUAAAUACAUAAGUUUGUGUUUUGAGUUACAGCUACAUCUAAAUAUCAUAUAGUUGUGUGUUUGUGUUUUUGAAUAUGUGAAUAUUAUUGUUGUUUAGUUUAAGGUAAGUCUUACUCUAGCGAACCCAUGGUCAAAAGUAUUCCAGCUAUAACCAGCCCAUCUUUUAUUAUUCUGACAUAGUGUAUUGUGAACUACAUUAUCAAAUAUAUGUUGUUUUUUUUUAUCUAAGAUAGCAGGAUCUGGCAUGAGAAAAAUUUGGCUGAUAUUUCCAGCAAAUCAAAUGACCAUGAGGAAGCUUCUUUAUUGAUUCAUGCAUGAAUGUUUAUGUAUCAAGGUGUUUAUAAAAGUGUGUUUGAGAGAGAGAGAGAGAAAUCAAUAUAUAUUGAAAAUAAAUGUAUCAAACUUUG
Octopus sinensis (East Asian common octopus) is the source of this 1747-nucleotide messenger RNA. RefSeq lists its product as uncharacterized. The record is from RefSeq and is a predicted model, not a curated record. The coding region runs from base 243 to 1271 and encodes 342 amino acids. Lineage: Eukaryota; Metazoa; Mollusca; Cephalopoda; Octopoda; Octopodidae. The transcript is spliced from 10 exons.